CACAGCUCGAUUCGAUACUGUAUAUUUCUCGUGAUUCGUUUUUGAGUAAAGCAUAUUGUUGUAUUCAAAAAAUAUGCCGAGUGUACGGAAGGGAUAUACCGCGGUCCGAGCUUGUGAAAUGCGGGCUUGUUUUUGUAGGGCGGCGGCGGCGGCGGCGGCGGCGAGAAGAAGAAGAGGAGGCGAUGAGGUGGGAAGAGGUGGCCAAGGAGCGCGCAACGGGCAGAAGAAUCCGUCCAGGCAAGCGAUGGGGUCACACGCUCACUGCCGUCAACAAUGGCAAGCUCCUCUUUCUCUUUGGCGGCUAUGGCAAGAUCGAGACGAGCCACGUCCAUGUCUUCGAUUCUGUGACAAAGUCGUGGAGCAAGCCUUUUCUGAAGGGCACGCUGCCUGCUCCCCGCGACAGCCAUACAUGCACAGCGGUGGGAUCCAAGCUCUUUGUUUUCGGUGGCACCGAUGGCACCAGUCCGCUGGACGAGCUCUACGUUCUUGACACGACAACUUACACUUGGACAAAACCCGACACCAGUGGCGACAUACCAGCGGCGAGAGAAGGACACAGUGCUGCUCUGGUUGGCGACGACCUCUACGUGUUUGGCGGCUGCGGCAAGAAGAAACAAGGCCAGGCUCGAGAAGUCUACUAUGACGAUCUCUAUGCGCUCAGCACGACUUCAUGUGCGUGGAGGAAAGUUUUGACAUCGGGCCCUCGGCCUUGCUCAAGAGACAGCCACUCUAUGUCAUCCUUUGGAAACAAGCUCGUUCUUUUCGGAGGAGAGGAUGUGCUCAACACGUACUUGGCGGACAUCUACAUUCUCGAUGUAGGAAGCUUGGAGUGGUCCAGGCUGGAAACACGUGGCGUGAAGCCGGCUCCGAGGGCCGGUCACGCGGCCGAGCGUAUUGGCAACAACUUGAUCAUCUUUGGUGGCUUUGCGGACAAACGAACGCUUUUCGACGAUGUUUACGUUCUUGAUCUACUGAGUGGUGAGUGGCACAAGCCAGAAGUCACAGGAAACGGGCCCUCUCACCGCUUCUCUCUCGCAAGCGAUCUGAUCGAUCCGGAAAGAGGUGUCGUCGCACUUUACGGUGGAUGUAACGGGGAGCUUGAAGCGCUUCCUGAGAUGUUCUUCUUGCACACAGAUCUUGUGACUUCUACUACUUCGAAUCAGCAACAGGAAUGUGAUGGUUCACAGCAGCAACAACAAGUGCAUGAACAGCCGGAGGUGUCGUUUAAGAGGGACUUGAGAGUCAGACGGAACACAAGGCAAGCUUCUUCGUCCACUUCCUCGUCCAGCUCGUCUGAUAGCGAGCCAAGCUUGAAACGCCCAAAACUAAGCGACGGACCAGAAACAAAGAGCACUGCUCGAGCGGUCCAGAUCCCUUCUCCUUAUAGCGUCAAGCCAGUGGCCGAGAAGAUCUUCCAAGGCAAGAUCACAAGCGUUUUUCAUUACGGAUAUACGCUCGAAACCAGAAUAGAUGGCAAGCCUUUCCGUGGCGUGCUCUUCUCGUACAAACCAGGAUUCACAGAGGCCGUAGAGUCAUACUUGGCAACAGCAAAAACGAGGCCAGAGACGAAUGAAAGAGUGGAAGAUUUCCACGAGAAGCCAUCGCUACUAGGAGAGAGCGAAUCAGUAUUCUAUCCUCCUCCUCCAAUCUCUCCGCGUAAGUACAGGGAUCUACUGGGGAGUAGCAGCAAUCCUUUCUUGAAUGACCUUGCAUGGCACUCGACGUGAUUGAAUGCGUAAAAAUCAAUGUGGAUAAGUACAGUUUCCUUC
Molecule: messenger RNA, 1769 nt
Organism: Selaginella moellendorffii
Lineage: Eukaryota; Viridiplantae; Streptophyta; Lycopodiopsida; Selaginellales; Selaginellaceae
Product: acyl-CoA-binding domain-containing protein 6
Exons: 9
Coding region: 183-1727 (514 amino acids)
Molecular function (GO): protein binding
Source: RefSeq, a predicted model, not a curated record